UACCCCCAUUGAAAUGCAAUUGUAUUUCUGUGAAUCAAAUUGAGAAACCUCUGAGGCUAAGAUGAGGCGCGGUUCAUGGGAGACGAAGUUGUUGCAAGAAUUGGUUCUGUAUGCGGCAAGUGCUGCUCUGAGCAGCCUCGUUUUGUUUGUGGGGCUCCGACAACUUGACCCGAACCGACAUGCGUCCAAGAAGGCUCUCGAGCACAAGAAGGAAAUUGCUAAGCGCCUUGGACGACCUCUAGUUCAAACUAACCCCUAUGAGGAUAUAAUAGCCUGUGAUGUGAUUAACCCUGAUCAUAUAGAUGUGGAAUUUGAUUCAAUUGGUGGAUUGGAAUCUAUUAAGCAAGCUCUAUAUGAAUUGGUAAUACUUCCCCUGAGGAGGCCUGAACUCUUUUCUGGGAAACUUCUGGGUCCUCAAAAAGGAGUGUUGCUCUAUGGACCGCCUGGCACUGGAAAGACCAUGCUUGCCAAAGCAAUUGCUAAAGAGUCAGGUGCUGUUUUUAUUAAUGUGAAAAUAUCGAAUCUGAUGAGCAAAUGGUUUGGUGAUGCCCAAAAGCUGGUUUCCGCUUUGUUUAGUUUGGCGUAUAAGCUUCAGCCAGCAAUCAUAUUCAUUGACGAAGUGGACAGCUUUUUGGGUCAGCGCAAGGCUACUGACAAUGAGGCAUUAGCAAACAUGAAGACUGAAUUCAUGGCUUUAUGGGAUGGUUUUACCACAGAUCAUAAUGCCCGGGUUAUGGUACUUGCUGCUACUAAUCGGCCAUCUGAGCUUGAUGAAGCAAUUCUUCGACGCCUUCCUCAGGCCUUUGAGAUCGGUAUGCCUGACUGCAAAGAGAGAGCUGAGAUUUUGAAGGUUAUCCUGAAGGGCGAGAAGGUACAAGAUAACAUUGACUAUGACCGCAUUGCUAGUUUGUGUGAUGGAUACACUGGUUCAGAUCUUCUUGAGCUUUGUAAAAAAGCUGCCUACUUCCCCAUCCGGAACCUGCUCAAUGAUGAGAAGAGUGGAAAGCGAUCUGCGGUUAGUAUUAUAUUCUUAUUCUAGAAGAUUCUAACUUAA
Messenger RNA from Nicotiana tabacum (common tobacco), 1054 nucleotides. Lineage: Eukaryota; Viridiplantae; Streptophyta; Magnoliopsida; Solanales; Solanaceae. The record is from RefSeq and is a predicted model, not a curated record.